This is a messenger RNA of Oncorhynchus mykiss (rainbow trout), 5525 nucleotides long. The record is from RefSeq and is a predicted model, not a curated record. NCBI's taxonomy places the organism in Eukaryota, Metazoa, Chordata, Actinopteri, Salmoniformes, Salmonidae.
GGGAGGGAAGAUCAUUUCCUUUCUGUAGUGUACACGCCGCAAGAAUACACCGGGAUAAGGACGAAACAAAUAUAUAUAUAUAUAUAUAUAUAUAGGGAAGACGGUAAAGGAAAUACCGCAGCCCCGUUGUCUUUUGUUUUGGGAAUUCAUCUAACACAGAACGGAAGACUAACAUGGGGAGAUGGUUCUUCAGGAUUGACUUUCAAUAACCCUCUCCAUGCGAAAAAGUCUGACGAGUAGACUGAAAAAGGCAAUAGCAGUCAGGGAAGACAUGUUUAGUGAUUUUAGUCCUGCGCUUGAGGUAGGAUGUUGAUGUAUUUUCGUAAAAUAUUUCUGUCUCUGGCACAAAUAAGGGGUCAACGGUGAAUGGGCAUAUUAUUCCAGGCACAGUAUCAUUAUUAAGUAGUGUAGUUAAUUAAUUAGGUUAAUAAAACGAUGAAAUAGUCUAGGCCUUCUGCAGACUCAAUAUUGCUGUAACGUUUCAUGACUAACGUUGGUAGGCUAGGCCUAAACAAGGCUAUGAACCGGUGAAAAUUAACGUUGACUAAUUUUGUACAGAAUUUAUUUGUAAUCUGCAUCGUAUCAAUGGCUGUACGGGCAACAAUUUUUAAAGAAACAAGUAGUUAUAUCGAAUAUAUUGAUCAGAUUAUACACAUCUGAUCAUCUUUAAUAUCAAGGGUUGCAUAACAGUGGAUACAAGUGACAGACUAUAUAAAACCCCAAUCGGUUUCUUACAAACCACAGAAAAUAGUUCGACAGAGGCCACGGUAGAAAGGAUAGGUGAAAAUUCUAGCACUAGACAGGGAACAUCAGGCGUUUUUAAAUGUUAAUGUCGACCGACGUAACAUCAAUCAUGCUGCCUGUAUCUCGGGCUAUCAUGGACCGGGAUCGAGAGCUCCAGGACACAAUGGCCGGGGUGCAUCCCAACUCGACCGGGGCUUCUGGCGCAGCUCUCCGGGGAAUGAAGCGAGGAGACCCAGCAUCUGACGCGCAGACGUCGGCAGCUCUUGUGGAAUCGGUCGGGGCAGAGUGCAAGCGUCCCCGGAUUGACGCAUCUGGAGUAGUCGCAGAGGUCGGCCAGAACAAUGACCCCCUGACCCUUGGUUACCAUGGAUACCCAACCCACAGUCAGGGCUCUCAGGAUGCAGCAGGUGGUCAAGAGGGUCUCGUCCCCCCAUCCUUCUCCGCCUUCCCCCCUCCUCCCCCUCCACCCCCCCAGAACGGCUUGGCCCUGGAGUACGGGGCCAGUCUGUACGCCGCAGGGGCCAUCCAGGGGUCGGUGGAGGCCGGACAGGCAGGCCUUAACACCCCGACAAGUGUCCCAAACAGCUUAACCACCCACCAGUCAGAUGUGUCGUCACAGAUUGAUACCCAGUUGGUGAGUACAGGAGGUGUUGGCGGAGGGUCCGUAGGGGACGACUCAGAGAAGGGGACCCCCAAACGCCUCCACGUCUCCAACAUUCCCUUCCGCUUCAGAGACCCUGACCUCCGGCAGAUGUUUGGGCAAUUUGGAAAGAUCCUCGACGUAGAGAUCAUAUUCAACGAGAGAGGAUCGAAGGGGUUUGGCUUUGUGACGUUUGAGACGAGCGCUGAUGCUGAGAAGGCCAGAGCUGCUCUCCACGGAACUCUGGUGGAAGGACGCAAGGUUGAGGUCAACAACGCCACAGCCAGGGUGAUGACCAAUAAGAAAAUGGUCACCCCAUAUUCUAAUGGAGGAGAGGGGCUCGCCACUCUACCUUAUGGGCUAUUAAAUGCCAACUCCCCUACAGCCGGGUGGAAGUUGAGUCCAAUGGUUGGAGCCAUGUACAGUCCAGAGCUCUAUACAGAUUUCUCUGGCCUGUCUCUCUCAGUCCCUGGUUUCCCGUACCCUGCGGCGGCUGCCACAGCGGCGGCGACCUUCAGGGGCGCCCACCUCCGGGGUCGUGGCCGGCCGGUCUACGGUGCUGUCAGGGCAGCCCUACCCCAGCAAGCUAUACCUACAUACCCAGGUGUGAUGUAUCAGGAAGGGUUUUACGGUGCAGCAGACCUCUAUGGUGGCUAUGCUGCGUAUCGCUACGCUCAGCCGACUGCGGUAGCUGGUCCUGCUGGAGCAGCGGCUGCCGCAGCUGCUGCCUACAGUGAUGGCUACGGACGGGUGUACACGACAGACCCUUACCACGCUGCACUAAACCCUGCCGCAGCUGCAGCCUACGGUGUAGGAGCUAUGGCCACACUGUACAGGGGAGGCUACAGUAGAUUUGCGCCCUACUAAAGAUAACCACAUUUCCCAGGAGCUCUCUCAUCCUGUUUUGAACAAUCUAUAAAAGAGCUCCCUCUGCUGUCCAGGAUGGAGAUUGCAACACGUUGACGCAAGUUUGUAGCCUACCAUGGAAACAUUUAUAUUUCAAAAUCUCCUGCUGUCCACUCUUUUUUCGCUUCAAACAAAAAUAGGAAUGCCGUUUUAAAGACUGGUAGAAAGCCUUGACAAAGAAAAGCAAAUAGAAAAAAAAACGUGUAUUUGAACCAAAUGGCCGCUUGUUUCCAUUGCACGGCUGUAUUAUAGUCCCCCUGUUUCUCCCUCUCGACACUCUCAGCAGCACAAGACACAGAAUGGUCGCCCCCAGCUAGCGUACCUCCAGAGCCUAUCAUGUAACUGGUGUCCGGACCGUUAACUGAACACUGAGACAAACCCCCUACCACACGUAUAACAGCCAAGGUGUAAUGUGGCAUGUACUAUACACAACUCAUACAUCAAGAAUGGAGGCGGAGCCUAGUUAUGGAAGACAGAACUGUGACUGCCAGUGUCUGCAGGUCUAUGGAGCCUGAAUGAGCGAGAAACCACAGCAACCGAGCACCAAAAGCAUUUUGGAACAGAAAGACAAUUUGCAAACAAAAUGGAGGAUGUGACUCCAUGUUUCCGCUUGUGUGGGGUGAAGGAGUAUGAGAGAGGAAAUGACAUCAUUGCAGAGAGAGAGAGAGAGAGAGAGAGAGUGGAUGGACUGAUGUUUUUUUUAACACUAUUAGAAAUGACUCACCUCAAACUGAGCAGUAAAAGGAUUAUCAUAGCUGUUCCUUACCUCAAAGUUUUCUUAGUCCGUGAAAAUGGGGAACCUUUAAAAAUUUUAAUUGUUACAAUUAUGCAAAUAAAUUAGUUAGAGAGAGGAAAAAAAGUUACCAAAUUCUUAUUAUUAUUAUUGCUGAUUUUAUAGCGUUGUCUUUAUUGCGUUAUUAUUGUUAGUUUCAGUGGUUCUCUGAGCACACCUCCACACACAUUUUCCACUUCCCUAGAAACGAGGUCCAGGGGCUAGGACUACAGUGUAGAUAAUGUCUGUAUGUCAUUCACUACAGUGGGCAACACUACACGUCCCCUCUACAUAACACAAUAUUAUACCAAACUAAACUUCCAGUGCACAACAUCAUAUUCUCACAAUACUUCACGCUAUACACAAAUCACUCAGAACUAUAUAAUAUUUCAUCACUACUAUAGAGGUACCGGCUGGCUUUUUAUUGCAUUGUGAAUGUUAGGCUGAGACAUAUAUCACUGAUAUCAUUGAAACAACCAGAACCUAGUGUCCUCGAAUAAACUUAUUCAGUUAUAUUUCUUUGAAAAGUUAUGAUAGAGAUGUAUUAUUUGGCUAUAUGAUUGCUUUCCCUAACUUGUUCUGUCUUUUUAGAAGAGCAGGUAAACAUCAAGUACAGUCUUCCUGAGAAUAGCUACGUUGGUAAUAGAUAGUGAGAUUCUGUCAACAGGCGUUGAAAGAGGGACACCAUCAAUAUGACAAAUGUUUAAUGCAAAAUACCAUACUAUUGUGCAUAUUUCUAUAUCCUUAUACUCUAUUUCCAAAUGUGGUUGUUUUUGCCUCUUUUUUUUUUGUUCCAAAGAUUUGUAGAAAAGCACACUUUUAGUCAUGUGUAUGAUAAAUAUAUUAUCGUUCUUGUGGUUAUUAUUAUAAGUGCGGUCUUUUUAUUUGUUGCAUUAGCUCUUGUUAUAUUUUUUUCUAUUGGUAAAUGUUGUUCCUCCUAAAGUAAGGUGACAUUUUCAUUUCCUCCAUCAAGAUUAGUUGAAAUCUGAUAUUUUUUUCCCCUCCUGUGUUGUUUUCUUGGGCAGAGGGGAAUGGACUCUUUAGUAGUUUCAAAGAGGGAGGGAACCAUAGAGGUAUGCCACUAUGACGUCAGCCUAUCUAGUGUUCUAUAUCUAUGGCGUGAACAAAACGGGAAAGCAUGUAAAACUAAACUACCAAACUCAUUUUCUCAAUGGAAGAAACAGGACUUUUUGGUCCAGACUGAAAUAGGGUGAUGGGGGGUUGGCAAGCAUUGGAUUGAGUAUUUUUCCUUCCAAAAAAUAGGGAAGGCUGAAAUGUUCAGGCCUCACAAUUUAUUCCAAGUCCAAAGUUUACAGUAGACAAGAAUACGCUGGAAUGAAUGGUGGCCUGACAAGCACUUCUUCUGACCUGGUGAAGUAACCUAGACUCCUAACAUUUCAGUGCUGAAAUGAGUCGGUUGAGGUUUAAAACGGAUGUGAAGAGCGUAGCGCUCGUGUGCUGUCUAGGUUAAAGGGCAUGCGGUUUUGAAUGAUCCAAGUAUACAAAAGGUUGUAAGUGUUAUCGUUUGGUUUGUACAAUGGUAAAUGUUUCAUAGCAGUUUUACAAAGAAAAUGUUAUGUGGGGCAUGAACUAAUUACUAUGAAACAAUAUUUCUAAAUGCUGCAGUCACUGUUUAUUUUGAAAUGUUUGCUCUAUUUUUCAUUUUAUCUUCGGUUUUCUGGCUGUGUGUACCACUCUUAGUGUGAACUUAAUCUAAGACAUCAACAGGGGUCAAACUCUUCUCUGGUCAUUUGACUUUAUUAUCAUGUAUUGCAAAAAUGGACUGAAAUAUGAAUAACUGAAAAGACAGCGCCAAAGAUAGUUAUUUAUGCCCUAUUUCUUUGGUUACCAAAUUGAGAAACGCAGAGCAAAGUGGAUAAAUGAUUGACAACCUAUUGAACCAAUCAACAUGGGCAACUAGCAUGAUGUCGUUCUCCAGGAAGUAGAGUUUGAGACCCCUGACCUAAAUGUUUUGCAUGAUUUUUCUGUCUUUUGAGAUCAGACUCCAACAGCAUUCGGUUGCAGUAGUCAUCUUUUACCACUAAACUCCAUUGAGAAUGCUAGGCAGCUAGCCCUUUUUUUAUGCUUAGGAUGCUAGUGUAGCAGAGAAGAGCACAGUGCUGGGCAAAACAAAAUGGCCACCACAACGAGGCAAGAACACAAUGGCAACGUUCUAAUUUCCAUACUAGCAUAUUACUUUCAUACCUUGCGACAGUGCUUCAUACUAAGUAGUAUACUUGUGUGGAUAUUGGAACAGAGCCAUGGAGUAGGCUCAUUCCUUGUCAUGUGUUUUGGCUCCUUGUAUUAUAUUAUACAGUGAGGUGGUUCUUUUUAAUCGCUAUAGGUUUCAAAUGGAAGUGACUGUCCUUUUUUGAAUCUCUUCCCCUCUGUCAUGUUUAUCCCUUGGCUGCCAUUAUGCUAUUUUGUUAGUGAAUGUCCAUAUAAAAUCUUUUAUAUCAAAUA